GAGCUGCGGUGCCAGCUAGCUAGCCAAAACAGUAAGGUGUUUAUGGGAAACACGGGACAUAUACAUCACGUUAAAGGGUUCUGGAUUUUGGGAGUGCGGUUAAAGUAAAACGGUUCCUGCGGGACUGCUGAGGGACCAGCACCAUGAGCGGGGCCGCGCUGGGCUUUGAGAUUGUGGUGGUCUUCUUCCUGGCCCUGUUCCUGCUGCAUCGCUAUGGAGACUUCCGUAAGCAGCAACGCAUGGUGCUACUAGGCACGCUGCUGGCCUGGUACCUGUGCUUCCUCAUCGUCUUCAUCUUGCCUCUGGAUGUCAGCACGACCAUCUACAAGCAGUGCAAGAUAGAUCAUGACCUUGCGCCUGCUCUUACUGUCAGCCCGUUCACUUCAAAUCAAACGACCGGGAACGCCUCUGUCACACCCACCAAAAGUGUUUCAAAGCCAUGCCACAAGCCAUGGAGCUACAUUCCUGAUGGGAUUAUGCCUGUGUUCUGGAGAGUGGUGUACUGGACAUCCCAGUGUCUGACAUGGCUGCUGCUGCCUUUCAUGCAAUCAUAUGCUAGGUCUGGUGGCUUCUCCAUCACCGGGAAAAUUAAGACAGCAUUAAUAGAGAACGCAAUCUAUUAUGGAACCUACCUGCUCAUCUUCGGCUCACUGCUGAUAUAUGUCGCCAUUCACCCUGAAUGGCACCUUUCCUGGUAUGAGCUCCAGACCAUCGGCAUCACAGCAGCCAACACCUGGGGCCUGUUCUUGUUGGUGCUGCUGCUUGGUUAUGGACUGGUGGAGAUCCCACGUUCUUACUGGAAUGCAUCAAGGCGUGGGCACCUGCUUAUCAAGACCUAUUUCAAGGCAGCCAAGUUGAUGACUGAAAAGGCAGAUGCUGAGGAGAACCUUGAGGAUGUCAUGGAGGAGGUGAGAAAAGUCAGUGAAUCCAUAAAGUAUAACCAUCCACUGCGGAAAUACAUAGAUACCAUCCUCAGAAAAUGCCCUCUGGGUUACCAAGAAAAGAUGGGUAGAAAUAUGGAUGACUACGAGGACUUUGAUGACAAGAAAAACAAUUACCCCAGUGAGAAAAGCCUGGUGAAGCUUCAUAAACAGGUGAUCUAUGCAGUACAGAGACACAACAGGACACGUGUGCAGUGGCAGAUCCUCCUGCAGCAGGCCAUUCAUUUAGAAGAUAUAGCCAAGAAUGAGACCAGCUCAACCCGCCAGUUUGUCCACAGCUUCCCCUCCUCAGAGCCACCCAGCUGGUUCAGCAGAUACUUGUACACACCUUCUGUUGAGUGGUACUGGGAGUGUCUGCUGAAGCAGUGUUUCUACCGACUGCUGUCUGUGCUGCUCAGUCUGUUCUCGGUGGCGGUGGUGUGGUCUGAGUGCACCUUCUUCAGCACCCAGCCCGUGCUCUCCCUGUUCGCUGUGUUCAUCCAGCUCGCUGAAAGAGACUACAACUAUCUGUACAUCGAGAUGGCAUGCUUUGUCACAAUCUUCUUCCUGUGUACCUGUGUUUACUCAACUGUGUUCCGUAUACGGGUUUUCAACUACUACUACUUUGCCUCUCACCACCAAACUGAUGCUUACAGCCUGCAGUUCAGUGGCAUGUUGUUCUGUCGUUUGACCCCUCCUCUGUGCUUGAACUUCCUUGGUUUAAUCCACAUGGACUCUGCCCUUCUUAACUCCCACCAACAGAAAGAGCAGACUGCUUAUACUUCGAUCAUGGGGUCGAUGCGUGUCCUUUCAUUUAUUGCUAAUGGCUUCUAUAUUUACUACCCCAUGUUGAUAGUCAUCCUUUGCAUUGCCACAUACUUCAGCUUGGGGACUCGCUGUCUGAAUCUUCUGGGCUUCCAGCAGUUUAUGGGUGACAGUGAAAUGACCUCUGACCUGAUUGAUGAAGGCAAGGAGCUAAUUCGCCGAGAGAAAAGAAAACGACAAAGAAUUGAGGAUGGAGAGAACAGACGGAGGGAGUGGAAGGAGCGCUAUGGCAACCCAAGGGAGGAUUACCUUGCCAAGAACAGGAAUGCUCAUGCUGAAAUGAAGGGGACCAGCUAUUCUGAUAAUGUGAACCCUAGUACUAACAGACAGGCAAAAUAUUCCCGGAGUCAAGCAGAGAAAGACUGCAUCGAGCUGCUCCAGGAUGCGGAGCCAUUAGACUUCAAUGCUGAUGCUCUUUCAGACGACCCUCUUGGGGCAGACUCUUGCACGCAUGCAGGGGGCAGGUAUCUUUCCAUGUCCUCCUCACGCAGCAGAAUCUUUGAUGAUGUCUGAUGGCAGCAGAGAAACUGAGAGCUUGAAGACAGAGAUGACCUGGAAUGUACAUGUAUUAUCUUCACUACAGAGCUGUCCUGCAGGGAGCGCCACAGCACAGACACAUAGUUGAGCAACUUCUGUAAAUGUAGCACAUAAUUUCCAUUUCACAUGAUGUCAUUGAUUUUUUAUUAUCUCCCAGUUUUCCAUUGUCAUUAUGGAAAUAAUGCAUUUUUUAUAGAUGUUAAGUAAUAUUGAGAUUUGUUCAUCAACGCCUGGCCGGCUGGAUGACUUUUACAGCUGGUCGGUGUAAUCACUCAAGGUGAUGAUCAUUCAGACUACAGCAGAGCUCCCAGACGCAUGCCUCUCAUUGAACAGAUAUACAUCAAAUUCCUUACUCAUAAAAUGAGCCGUGUUACUAUACAGGCACUGAUUAGUUGUCAUCAUUAAAAUGAUAUCACGUGGAAGACCUGUCUGAAGCAAAACUUGGUUUGAGAAUCCAAAGGAGUUGAAUCAAGUGCAACUGGACUUGGUAUAUAUCCGUGAAGACGUUUUGCCUCUCAUCCAAGAGGCUUCCUCAGUCCGUGCCUUUCUGACUAGACCAAGCUAGUCUGACUGGCCGAUCACACAAUUUUGUCAAUUGUGCCCGGCCACGCCGGAGGUAACAUGGAGAUUCGAACUGUGUUAUUAGGCAACGGAAUACACCGCUACGCUACCCAGACACCCGAAAAUGCGUUUUGUUGGUACUUUUAUUUUAUAAUCCUCAUGUGUAACUGUAUUAUAUGCUUCCCUCACAUGGACUUUGUUUUUAACAAGGCAAGUAGAGAAAAAUGUCGUGUAGUGUGGCUAAAGGUUGAGUUUAUUUUUGUCUACCAUUGUUGACAGUAUACUUCUUCACCAAGAAAUGCUUUUAGAAAUGAUUUUAUGCUGUAUGGAUUAAUUUAAUGGAUGACUGAGUCAGCUACAGUUUGUGGAUGAAGUCAAGGGUAAGGGGCAGUUACCAAUGACAAAGUCAUAAAUGGGCCAUUCGAAAUACAUGCACCACCCACGGCUUCCCUACAGGGGCCAAAACAAUGUAUUGUCAUAGGUGGAACAAGUGACAGGAGUUCCAGUCAGUUAAUGUUGGUGUUAGCUAGCUAGUGUUGCCUGUUUUAUGGCAGUCUAGUAAAUGGAUGAUUAGUUGUUUGGGUAUGAUCAUAAAGCUGUUGUUACAAAAAAGUUUAUGGAACAUAACAGUGGGCUCACAGGUUCCCAUGCUGCUCUUCCUCAUCUGAAAGAUUCAUGCAUGAUGAUAUGUCAGAUGAUGUGCUGUACCUGCAUAAAAUACGUAGCUCAUCUCAAGUCAGACUCUGUCCCACACUGCUGCUGCUCUAGAUGAGACAGAUUAGGUGUCGUAAUCACCCCCAUUUGUCUAAACAAUAAGAAUGUGGGGGAUUUUGGUUCCGGUCCUACAUGAGCACAGAAGUGUUGGAGGUGUUAUCUACCAUGGUAUCUACCAUGGUAUCUAUCCUGCUUACGAUGACGACACUCCGCUUCUUCUUUGUGAUUGUUAGAUAACACAGUAUUGAAAUCAUGUUUGCAUAUGGAAUUUAAGGCUUAUAAUUAUUCAUGUUUGGUUACAAUUGUGCCAAUUUUUUUUUAAACUACUACAUAUUUUGUUCUUGUCAUGUCACCAUGGCAGAUGUUUGAUUUUACCAUCAUGGUGUGAUUUGUAUCAUAGAUGCCUUGCUCCGAAAAGAAGAAAAAGACAAAAGACCUUUAAACCAUGUUUAGAAUUUGAGUUUCCUUUCUCACUGAUGAAAGGUCCUGAUAGCAGAUCUGAGUUUGUGGAACACGGUGUCACGUCUCUGACAGGGAGGAAUGAUGAAGGUGGAUAAUGAAGGAUGUUCUGAACUAUGUGGGGCUGAGAGGUAGACCCAGUCUAAUUCCUAAUGGUAAUUUACACUGAAUGUUUAACUCUCUAGCUGCUGCACUCUGCUCCAGUGAACUAAACAUGCUGAUCUGUUCAUGACUUUAUCAGUUUUCAUUUUCUGUGUGUUGUCCAAUAUGUUUUGUAUCAUAUGGGGUUGUACUGUACAGAAGGUGAAACUUGGCUAUUUAUUGUAUAUUUCACCUGUAACACUUCAUAUUCCUCACUGUAAACUUCUCUGUUGUACAGCACAACAUGUCUUUUACUUAAGAUUGCAUGUACUCUCCAAACAUGUAUUUGUACAAGACAACCUGUUGAUCUGAGUUUGUCUGAUGGCGUUGGUGAUUUUGAUGAUAAUGUGGUGUGGUGAUUUUGUUUGAAUGCUCUGAACAUUGCAAAUGAAUAUUUAUUUUACUUCAUAAUCUCAACAUAUUUUCCUGAUUCUGCAAACAGGAAGUAGUUAUGAUCCAUCAGCCACUGUGAGCCCAGUCUUUUACUGUAUUAUUGAGCUAAGAAAUAUGUUUUACUAUGCCAGUGUUGUGAUGUUAAAUAAAGCUUAUUAAGAUA
This is a messenger RNA of Lampris incognitus (smalleye Pacific opah), 4713 nucleotides long. It is a transcript of the gene lmbrd2b, whose product is annotated as LMBR1 domain containing 2b. The transcript is spliced from 18 exons. Gene Ontology annotation, biological process: adrenergic receptor signaling pathway. Gene Ontology annotation, cellular component: membrane. NCBI's taxonomy places the organism in Eukaryota, Metazoa, Chordata, Actinopteri, Lampriformes, Lampridae. Bases 144 to 2258 code for a protein of 704 amino acids. The record is from RefSeq and is a predicted model, not a curated record.